This is a messenger RNA of Babesia ovata, 5013 nucleotides long. RefSeq lists its product as uncharacterized. NCBI's taxonomy places the organism in Eukaryota, Apicomplexa, Aconoidasida, Piroplasmida, Babesiidae. The transcript has 2 exons. The coding region runs from base 1 to 5013 and encodes 1670 amino acids. The record is from RefSeq and is a predicted model, not a curated record.
AUGUCUUUCCUUCAUGGUGUUCUUGGUAACAUUCAGCCUAAAUUAGGCUUACAUAAAGAUGAAAUUAAUAAUGCAAUUACAUCUCUUAAUCUUCACAAACACUCUGGCAAAGAAGGUUUUAAUGCUGCGAUUGUCAAGGUGGCGGAGGGGGUGAACAGGUAUAAUGAGGGUGUGAGGGCGUCGAACAAAAAGGUCGGAGAAGAGUUCAAGAAAAAGGUGAGUGAUGUAUUGAAAAAUGAUGUUGUUGCAGGUGACGCCAACAAGAAAAUCCAGGAAGCCAAGUGGCACGUGGACAAGAGACUGGAAGAAUGUCAAUCACACGUAAAGACGUUCAAUGAAACAUUGAAUGUCGAUAAGCACACAGAUAUUAAACAAGCGAUUAAUGACUUAAAUCCCACUUUAGCACUUAGAGUUAACAACGCAUUGAAGGCGGUGAGCCAUGAGAGUGACAGGCUUAAGGCCUUGUCAGAUAAGCAGAAAAAUGACUUGCAGGCCACGACGGAGAAGAUAACAGAGGUUAUGAAGGAGCACGGAAAGGAAGUUAAUUGCAAGGUAACAGAGCAAGUAAGGGUGCUCGUGGAUUACUUGAAGGGGAAGGUUGAAGAGAUUUUGAAAAUGCUUGAAGGCAUUAAUAAGCGGCUGCAGGACUAUGUUGCCGAAUUGGGAAGAUGGUUUGAGAAAGCAAAUGAUGCCAUUAAAGUGGCGGAGAAGAAGGUUGAAGCCAUAUUAAACCAGGUUAACGGUUCGAGUAAGAAUGCUUUCGAAACCGCCGCCACACUGGUUCAGUCGGCGGCAGAACAGAUGGGUGAAGCUGUGGAGCAGGCUAAGAAGAAAGUUGCGGAAGACGUUGCAGCGGCGCUUAAGGAAGUGAAGGAUGUGAACGAUUAUCUUAGGUAUGAUUUAACUGAUGUGAAAUUGCAAGUGUUGACCGGUAUUCGGACAUAUGUAAAAAACAACUUACUAGAGACAAUUAAUAAGGAAGUGGUCGCUAUUAAGGGAAAGAACGUCAUGGGAGAGAAAAAAGGUCUUGAGGGGAUUGAGAGUGGAGUGAAGGAAUAUGUUAAUGCGUAUGGCGAUGGGUUUGAGAAGACAGUAGCGGAGUGGAUAAAAGAUAUGCUGGGAAGAAAGCCUGUCAGUUUUAAUAUUACGUCCUAUUUAGGUGGAGAUACAAAUCGGUUUAAGCCAGAGCAUCGGGAUGGGAAGACCCUUGAGGAAGAGGUUAAGAAGACUAUAAGUACUCAAAUCUCUAAGGAACUUGUCAAAAAUGUGACACCAAUGGACAAAAGCAAAACAACAGUUCAUGAAAAUCUGGAUGCCGUUAAAACGUUUCUCACAACGUUCGCCAGUCACGUUGACUCAAAGUUCGAUAGUAUAUCUGAAAUCGUUGGUACCAUACAGACUACGCUGUUGACAAAUCCAGAUGCGUCUCCUAACCACAAAUCUGAAAUAGACAAGGCGCUCCGUGUAAUUCUCCCCGCUGUUGCGGCUGCGGCUAGGCAGGCUGCGAAAAUGCUUGAAUCUGUCGCACUCGAUAAAACGGUUGGUACUAACAAAACUAGUAUUGCGCAAGAAUUAGACACUGCGCAUCAAAAUACAAAUGCGCUCGUACAGAAGCUUUUACAGGUAAUUAAACAGCAAAUCGCCGGUGCCGGAGUUACCGACCCCUAUGAUGUUAUUGGGCAAAUUAAUAGCGUACUGAAUGGUAACAUUGGACAGGAUGAUAAUACACGUGGCGCUACGAAAAUCACACUUUCAAGACUUUUCACUAAUUAUAGUCAACGCAUUAAACUAACUGUAGAUACGAAACAAAAGCUAGACGGCGCUGAAGACGAAUCCGAAGGCACCCUCCCAAAGGCCAUAGGAGAUAUCCACCGUGAGCUCACCAAAGCCUUGUUACCAAUCGACCAGGCGUACGCUACCCUCUUUCUUCAGGUAUCCGACAUUAACUCCAGCGUCAGCCAGCUAUGCCAUGCUAUCAACGAGGCGGCGGGGAGGGAUCCGAAGGAUCCCCAAUACAAGGACAGUAUCAAGAAAAGAUUAAGCGACUUGAAAGCUUUGAUUAAUGAUGACGUCGCUACUAUCAACGGCAAGAAACACAAGGGUCUGAGCAAAAUCCACGCCGAACUUAGCGAAUUGCGGAGUAGCUUGAUGAACGGUCCCAUCAAAAAGGCCCAGGACUUCAUCCGAAAAGAAGUCAGUACUAUCAAGCUACAAACACUCACAUGUAUCCACAAAUAUGUCGAUCAAAAGGUCACAGAAGCGGAAAACGCUCUCACCGCUCAGGCACAGAAGCAAUAUGUGACGUCCAUUCAGGCGAUGCUCAAAGCGUUCUGCGACAAAGUCGAGAAGGAUCUGCAUGGCCUCCCGGAAGAAAUUGCUGCGGACCUAGAAAAAGGACACAAAAAAUUCAUGAAGUUAUUUGAAGAUAAUUUCGUCAAUGAAGUGAAAGGCAUUGAAAGUAUUAUCCCCAAGUCGGCAUCGGAAACAGAAUCCCCAGUGAGCAAGGCAGCAAAUAUAUUCAAAGCGGGCUUCACGGAAUUGUUCAAGAUUUUUAAAGGGAACGCAGACUUCAAGUCUGACUACGGCGUAAUUAGACCUUCGAAUGAGGGUCUCUUUAAAGUGCUCAAUAGUAUUAUAGGUUCACUACAUUUUAACCGUGAUCUUGCAGAUGGUUUAGAUUUCUUUAGAAACAAGCUCAGCACAUUAAACCCAAAGACGUUCGGCGACGGCGACCACCCAUGGCUGCUGGAGUCAUUUAGAAAGGGCUUUUCCUCCCUUGUCUCCGAACUCCAGAAAGCGUACGUCUCGACAUACUCCCAGCAGAAAAUUAACUGGGAUAAGUCAAAAGACGAAGAGAAAGAAAAGUACGCAAAAAUCUGCUUGACCCUUACGCCAAUAUUAUAUCAAGAAUUAGGUGAACUACAAAAAGGCCUUGAAAAUGGUUGGGAGAAUUACAAAAUUUAUAACUCUUCUAACUCCAAUCAUAGUCUGCAUAAAUUGUUCUUCUCAGACAACGGGUAUGACGUCGGCCGCCCGGCUGCAAGCCCGCAUGGCGAACUGAAUCACAGAAAAGAUUUCAAUGGUGAUGAUAUUCUUACUCAUCUUAAUAAGGACACUUAUAAGUUGUUUCAUACUACUACACAGUCACUCCCUUCUUUGUCACUCCGUUCUGGUGACCAAGACAUACCCGUUGAACAGGACGAGGAGGAUGGUGUAAUCCAUACGCUUCGUGAUUACCUCAAUAAAUACUUCGGCGUCUGUCACUUAUAUCACAUUGACAAGCCUAGGUCACCGUGUAGCAUCUAUGACAUGUCCCUAUGGCUGUCCGGCCUCCCGCAUAAUCCUGUUUAUGGCAAACUUAAGCAGCAGAUUAAGACGAUGUUCGAGGUGCCGGAUGAGAAUAAUCCGUCUAACAAGAUUGUGAAGCCUAUGAAUGCCUAUCCAAAACCAUUCUCACAUGAGCACAUACACGAGGCACUUAAAGAAGUUACAGCACACGCGUACUCACUGCUGACUGGCGUACUCGGGCAUGGUGAUGCUGAAACGUUUUAUGCGUGUGAUUUCCCCACCAACUCCCUUAGCUUGAAGUAUCCAUCCUCCGGCGCGGAGUGUCUCGACAUGUUGCUUGAUAUACUACGACGGAUGUUCCCCGUCCUUACAUUCUUGCAUACUAAGUGUGGUCUACGUGAUAAGCACGGUGGAUGGCGUGACUGCUACUACGGCAAGUAUAUCAGGUCAACCAAAUUCUCGUGCAACGAGCAUGUUACCGAUAAACCAACGUGCCAACCAAACUGCCAGGCAAACAGCAAAGCAAAUUGCCAACCUACGUCGCCACUUAUGUCUUACUUAAACGACAGUUUACAUGGUCAUUUGCCUCAUGAUGUAACCUCUGUUGGCUGCAAGUCAUCGUGCAACACUUGCCCCAAAUCUCCGCCUGGAAUGCCGUGUCUCCCUCCCCUCGGCUUCAGAGCAUUCUCGAACAGUACUCAUAAAGGUAAAGACUUGUGUGAAGUGCUAACCAAAUUCUUUGACAACGGCAAACUCAACACCCUGUUCAACCUUGUACCCAAGGCGCCAAGUACAUUGCCUGAACACUUGGGAUUUGUGUUAUCGCUUGUCAAUGGCUGGGCUGGCAGUGCCGAGAAACAUCGCAAGACAGGUCUACAAAACGAAAUUGAGAAGAAAAUCAUGGAUGUCUCAAUUGAGCUGUAUAAGAAGCCUGUCGAUCUUACAGAUGCACUGCGUAAUGCGUAUGGUAGUAGUCAGAGUGGGCAUGAUGCCAAGAAGCAUCUUCCUGCUCAUGCUGACGUGUCAAGUGUUGCAAUGACGACCGUAUGCCGGGAGAAAAAAGUAAAGCUUCACUGCGCUCCGUAUAUGUCGUCACUCUGCGGAGGUUACUACACGUGUCUGCCAUUUAAGCAUUCCAGCACAUACCUCUCCUGGGCCAUCUACCUCCCAUGGACAUUCUGGGAUCUACUCAACAAUUUAUAUAAUGCGUUCUGUGGUAUCACUUGUGCAGAUUGGGGAUGCCGUGGAUGUCUCAGAGGAGACAAGUGCAAGAGUGGCAAGCAUGGCGUCGUUGAAGAUGAGAAGAAAGCAGAUGUCACAUGUCAGUGCACUUCCAUAGUAGCCUGCAGAGGCGUAGCACCGACGCUCUACCAGUAUGGAUUCAGCUUCGGCGAGGCGUCGACGUUGAAUAGUGGUAGCUCAGCGAAGAAGUGUAAGGAUUUCUGCAGUCAGUUGAGGAAGGUGUUACAUUCUGAUUAUUUUGAGAAACUGUUCGAGGAAUGCGACAAUUUCCUAAAAGAAAUCAGAUGGCCAUUUAUGCUAACGUUGUUAGCCCUCUGGUCGCUGUCGCUCCUGUACCUGGCGCACAUCGCCGUCGUCCGCCUCGACGUCCUGAGGAUACGCUCCCACCUGAGAUCACCCUCAAGCCACCGCAUCGCCGCCCAGUCCCUCCUCGCCGCCGCACGCGUCAAGGCACUCGCCAACGUCAAGUACUUCUCACCGUAA